AUGCCUCACAAACCAGACUUGGGCACGUUGCCCAUCAGCAAGUUGACCCACAAGGAUAUUGACAACUACCAGGCCACAAUCUUCUGCAUCGCCCUUCGUUUGGACCAUUAUGACAAGGGCAACACCCCAGAUAUUCUCCACGUUACUGACUUCUCGCGAAACUCAAGGCUUCGAAACUUCCAAAAGCCCAUCACCAUUUCCGAGUACAACAUCGACGACGACCAGACCCUCAAUGUCAGUGCGUUCCGCAACAAGUUGACGCCAGUGCUUGUGGAGUACGAUCAAAUGUCCCGCAAUCGCUUCAACCAGAUCAGAUACGACGAGAACGCCAGAGGAUGUAAAAAGAUGCUUUUGAACAACCUCGUGAUCUUGAAGCUCAACGUGGACUUCAGGCUCUACAACAACCAGCUCCAGGGCCGGUGCAACACCAUAGCCAUCGUCGACAAGAAUAACGACGACUGUGAACGGUUGAGAGAAUUCUACGCCAGGAUGGUGCAACACCUUCCCCGGGAAUUCUUCGACGACCUUGGAAACCUUCCCUCUAAGCUCAUUCCAGCCGAGUUCUUGAACCAAUUGAAGCGCCAAACCGAAAUGCCCGUGGUCAGAGACACUCAGCAUUAUCGUGCUGAGGCUAUCAACAACACAAUCGAUACCCAGAACUACCGCACCGUCCAGUCGCCAGCCAGCUCCCAGAGAGCGCCAAUCAACGAUUUCUCCCAGCCUGUCGACUCAGGCGAAAGCUCGCAAGAGUUUUACUCGCAAGCCACAGCUCUCCAUAAACCUUCCCAGGUUUCCACCUCGUACUCGUCGUCCAACUCUUCCAACAAUAGAGACACACUCGCUGCACAGGUAAAGCGUGAGACGAACAACACAGUGAUCACCGAUCUGGAGUUCCCAGAAGACUACGUGCCCGAUGAGGUUCACAGCCCUACACCUCGUCAACCAGUGCAAUCUGAUCUGCGUACAAAUUCUAUCUUUGGAAAACUCAACAGAGACGGCAAAAAUAUUGGUGAAAACGUAGUCAUCAGAACUCCAGCCUACGUGGUCGGAAGCAUACCCGUGGAUUGGACGCAUAUCUGUACAAAGUCAUAUCGGUCAGAUUUAAAAUUGACUGAUCCAAAAUACCAACGACUAGAAUUGAUUCUAUCCGACAUCCCACCCAACCGCCAUCAGGAAGUCUCCCUCACUGCUGAGAACUCAUUGGUGAUCACAUUUGCAGAAGAGGACUUGAGUUCCUUUUUCCACAACGCCCCAAUUGAAAAGAUUUACAUCAGUCUUGCCAAAUUGGGGACUGCUUUCUGGAAGAAUCGAGGCGAGCGCUUCAAUUUCGAGAUCCACAAGAAACUGAUAGAGAUCAAUGAGGACGAUGCAACGGCAAGUGUCUGGACUGCCAGAAACUUCGGUGUAAGUGACUUGAUUAAGGGGUUAGACGAGAUGUUUUGA
Messenger RNA from Suhomyces tanzawaensis NRRL Y-17324, 1443 nucleotides. RefSeq names its product Cdc13p (gene CDC13). Lineage: Eukaryota; Fungi; Ascomycota; Pichiomycetes; Serinales; Debaryomycetaceae. The record is from RefSeq and is a predicted model, not a curated record. The coding region runs from base 1 to 1443 and encodes 480 amino acids. The transcript has a single exon.